Messenger RNA from Gregarina niphandrodes, 792 nucleotides. RefSeq lists its product as hypothetical. The record is from RefSeq and is a predicted model, not a curated record. The transcript has a single exon. The coding region runs from base 1 to 792 and encodes 263 amino acids. Lineage: Eukaryota; Apicomplexa; Conoidasida; Eugregarinorida; Gregarinidae.
AUGCCAGCCAUGCUUGUGAGUUCAAGACGUUCAAGUUCGAAGGGGAUUGCUCUGACUGCUGCGUUGACUGUCGUUGUCGGUGGAAAGACAGCCUUAGCUAAUACAGCCGGCCUUGGCAAAGUUUGCGUCACACUGAAGCGUCGGCAGGCGGGACAGCGGGGUUCGUUGAGGGUGAAUGCAGCCGUGCCUUGCCUCCCGUCAGAAGACGAGUUUAAGAAUUUUGACGUUACGAAACACUGCAAUACCGUUCAAAUCGUGCGAGGGUCAUGUCCGUUUAUAGAGGCUCUAGAGUUCGGUUGGGUUGUCCUUGGAGGGGUUUGGCAGGAGAUGUCCAAGGGAGCUGCCGGACAACAUCAUGAAAGCAACAAGAAGGUUGUACUCGACCUCGCUGCCAAUUUGUAUUCGGAAUGGGCGCCCCCUUAUCCCAGUGAACAGAUAACCCCUGAACAGAUGGCCGAAUGGAAACUCCCUUCUCAAAAUAUGACCUCUCAACUGAUCACUGAAUAUCUCACGAAAAUUCUGUUCGCCGGUGCACCGAAGUGGAAGAUGGCCCCGUCAGUGGAUCGUUGGGCUGCAGUAAAUGCUGAUUGGUUGUCAGAUAUCUGGUCCGACGAUUCUGACGACAACAAGCCAUGGUCGAACGUGCUCCGGGGAACGCUGCUGGGACCCGCCACAGGGGCCUUGGCUGUGGCCGCGGUUGCGGUCUCGGGAGCGAUGACAUUAGCAAGAAACGUCCCCGCCAACGAGGUAACUGAGGUCAUCUUCCGACCGAAGUACAGUGCCGCCAUGUAG